AUGUUUCCCCACAGCUGGAGAAGGAGGGAGCCUGAGUGUACCCCAGUCUAAAAUUGCCAGAUCCUCUUCACCUGCAUAUAAGGCUCCUCCUCAGGUGAACGGCACUGUUCAGCAGAAGAACAAAACAAUGACAGACUGUGGUUUUGAGAGGCAGUUUGUGGAUGCUCAUAAUGACUAUCGCAGGAAGCAUGGUGCCCCGCCCCUAGCUCUGAGCAGAGACCUGUGUAACUCCGCCCAGAAGUGGGCAGACCAUCUUCUGACAAUCAAAAGCCUGAAGCACAGCUCCACCAAUCACGGAGAAAACCUUUACUACGCAUACAGCUCAACCCCCAAAAAACCUGUUGGGAAGGAUGCAGUGGACAGUUGGUACAGUGAAAUCAAAGAUUACCACUUCAAUAAGCCUGGCUUCAGCUCCGGUACAGGUCACUUCACCCAGGUGGUUUGGAAGGAUUGCAGCGAGGUAGGUGUGGGCCUGGCCACAGAUGGGCAAACAAUCUUUGUAGUGGGCCAGUACCACCCAGCUGGCAACAUGUGCAACGCGGGCUACUUUGAGAAGAAUGUCCUACCACUGGGUAGCUCCACCUCUAGAGCCCCCAAAUGUUUCCCCACAGCUGGAGAAGGAGGGAGCCUGAGUGUACCCCAGUCUAAAAUUGCCAGAUCCUCUUCACCUGCAUAUAAGGCUCCUCCUCAGGUGAACGGCACUGACCUGGGCCAGUUCCACAGAGACUUCCUACGGGCGUGUAACAACCAGCGGAUGGCACACGGAGCCCCAGCCCUCACACUGGACCCAGCCCUGAGUCAGGGGGCGCAGGCAUGGGCAGAAACUCUACUGGGAGAGCGGGUGCUGAAGAACUCAUCCUCCCCCCAUGGUGAAAAUAUCUGGGCCAAGACGGGGUCAGCGGGCAUCACUGCUACGGGUCAAGAGGUGGUGGACGCCUGGUACAAACAAGAGGAGAACUAUGACUUCUCCAAACCAAGACAUCAGGACAAAACAGGGCAGUUCACACAACUGGUGUGGCGUAGCUCCAAGGAGGUGGGCGUCGGCAUGGCAAACGGUGGCACGGGGAUGCUCGUUGUGGUGGCACACUUUAAACCGGCUGGCAACAUCAGCAACCCCGGUUACCACGCUCAGAAUGUGAUGCCAAAAGGGUCGAAAAUUACCGAUAAGCCAGUGGAGGUCGUCACUUCGAGAAUGCAGGCGUUGGCCGUGAACUCACUGUCAGCCAAUGAGCUUGUCCAGUUCGGCCGGGCUCUCCUGAAGUCUCUCAACCAAUACCGGAGCCAGCACGGGGCAUUACCUCUGGUGCUAAGCCCUGCCCUCACUAGGGAGGCCCAGGAUUGGGCGGCUCACCUGGUGAGCAUCAACACACUGAUGAAUAGCGGCAAAGGCCACGGGGAGAACAUAUUCUACUGCUCUGGCUCCAGCACAGCGACCCCUACUGGAUCAGAUGUGGCUGAGUCUUGGUACAAGGAGAUUGAGAAGUAUAACUUCUCAUCCCCUGGUUUUCAGAGUGGAGCAGGUAAUUUCACUCAAAUGGUCUGGAAGUCCUCAAAGCAAGUAGGCGUGGGUUUGGCGACCAGUGGGCGGGGCACGUUUAUCGCCGUGGCGUUCUACGAUCCAGCGGGCAACAUCACCAACCCAGGCUAUUUCCAUGACAACGUGAAAACCAAAGGAAGCAAUACUCUAGUCUGAGCCAUAUAUAUGUAGUAUGUAUGCCAGCACUCCCAAAGGUUUCUAUAGGAACGGGUGCUUAUCUGGGCAAACACAUUGUUGCUGUUAUCUUUGGUUGUUGCUAUGAUUUGUCCUCUUUUGGAAGGAUAAGAAUCUUUUUUUGUUAGUUCAUUGUUUUCCAUAGAUGGUGCCAUUCGAACGCACCACGCAGUUGCCAGGAGCCAUCAGUGUAGACGGCCGUUGCGCCGUCUUAUGCGAGACAAACCUGACCUUAACUUUUUUAACUUCUAUCUCAAAUGAUACCCUUACAUUGUUAUUUUCUAACCAACAACAGUAAUUUGGGAAAUCUGUAUAAAUGGCUUUUACGUUGUCUUAAUAGGAAAUCAUUUUAAUGGUUAUGUGUAUUUUUUCAUAACUGCAAUAUAAAAGUAAGAUUUUCACCGGACAGUUUCUUUUAUAAGUUCAUUUUUCUGUUAUCUCGAGUUAUUUGGCUUUGAACUCGUCCUAUAAUCGUAUUUGUGGCCAAAGCAUUAACUGGAGAAAAAACUCCAUCUCAAAUAGACAGUUUCAUAAAUGCUUGCUAUUUCCUCAUAGAACAUGAUGUCACGUUGGCUCGCUGAGCUGGCCAAUCAGUGGUCAACUUGCAUGAACAUUUCUAAUGACCGGUAUACUCCCACACCAUUCUGUUGGGGUAUGUCCACGCCAUUCAAACACAUAUAAUAAGGAUCUCUACAGAUCGGUGUCCUACGCGCGGGACGGUUGAGCUAAUGCGAUUGUAUGUUGACAUACAGACUGAGACUGCACUGUGUUGACAUACAGACUGAAACUGCACUGUGUUGACAUGCAGACUGAGACUGCACUGUGUUGACAUACAGACAGACUGCACUGUGUUGACAUACAGACUGAGACUGCACUGUGUUGACAUACAGACUGAGACUGCACUGUGUUGACAUACAGACAGACAGACUGCACUGUGUUGACAUACAGACAGACAGACUGCACUGUGUUGACAUACAGACUGAGACUGCACUGUGUUGACAUACAGACUGAGACUGCACUGUGUUGACAUACAGACUGAGACUGCACUGUGUUGACAUACAGACUGAGACUGCACUGUGUUGACAUACAGACUGAGACUGCACUGUGUUGACAUACAAGGGGCAAUAAAUGGUGGAAUUAAAUGUUUGUAGGUUGUAACAUUUGUGCCACACUUUGAAAAAAAUAUUAAACGAGAGCUUACAUCUAGUUAGCACCAUUGCUGCCGUCUUCCACCAGCAGAGGGAAACAACUUGUUACCUUUCACUGUAUUCCCUGUCAAAUAAACAGGCAAUCUAA
Molecule: messenger RNA, 3007 nt
Organism: Oncorhynchus gorbuscha (pink salmon)
Lineage: Eukaryota; Metazoa; Chordata; Actinopteri; Salmoniformes; Salmonidae
Gene: glipr2
Product: GLI pathogenesis-related 2
Exons: 13
Coding region: 128-1693 (521 amino acids)
Source: RefSeq, a predicted model, not a curated record